CUUCUAAAAAGUAGUCUGCUAGGUUUGCUGCAGAUUCUUGGGUACUUUGAAUGAUUUUUUCUGGCAAGGGAUAUUGGAGUAAAAGAAAUUUUGGAUAAAAUCGAAGAAAAAUGGCUACGGCGGCCAAAACUGGUCCGCAGGAUAUGCCUCCACCUGGAGGGUACGGCAAUAUUACGUACGAGCGAGUCAAGUUAAAAACCAUCAUCAGAGGCCGCACGAUUCUGGGAUUAGUAUUAGGAUCCAUUGCCAUUGGAGCUACGAUACUGUCCAACACUCUGAGACGGAGGAAAACAGAGAAACGUGAGGUUCUCAGUGGAUACUUUGCUAUUUAUCCACUGCUUCUGGCGGAAAAAGAACGAAGGGUUUUAAAAUAUUUACAUGGCUUGCGGGCCGAGGAAGAAAAAUUGAUGCGUAACUUCCCUGAGUGGGAAGUCGGUACACUUCUUGGAGAACCGAUAUACAAGACGAUACCAAAAGAGCAAGUGAUAAUCCCAACAGAACCAGAAUGUUACAUGCAUUCCGAUCCCGAGGAGUCGAAAUUCCGUAGGACAUUCUGGAUGUACCGGUAAAAUUACACGAUACGGUAGUCUGAGCUUCGGUGUAGAUAAGGAAGUGUUAAAAAUACAUCUUGUAACGUCUUUGAAGGAUUCUUUCUUUAAAGAUUUUAUGUGUUAUCUAUUUAGUCUAGCAGUAAUAUCGUGAAUAUUGAUGGUAAUAAAGUUCUGCUUUGUCGAUUA
This is a messenger RNA of Orussus abietinus, 737 nucleotides long. RefSeq names its product NADH dehydrogenase [ubiquinone] 1 alpha subcomplex subunit 13 (gene ND-B16.6). The transcript has 3 exons. Bases 111 to 569 code for a protein of 152 amino acids. NCBI's taxonomy places the organism in Eukaryota, Metazoa, Arthropoda, Insecta, Hymenoptera, Orussidae. The record is from RefSeq and is a predicted model, not a curated record.